Molecule: messenger RNA, 4581 nt
Organism: Linum trigynum
Lineage: Eukaryota; Viridiplantae; Streptophyta; Magnoliopsida; Malpighiales; Linaceae
Source: the annotation of a GenBank genome assembly
AUAAAAUAAUUUGAUUGACAUAUCUAUAAUAUUUUAUGAUUUUGAUAUAUGGUAAAUUGGUGAUAUAGUCGGUUUUUAUUUGAUAAUCUCGUUGAUUUGAUAUCGAGCUGUAUUACACUUAUCAAUAGUGACAUUUGAUACUAGCCACUUGCUUGUUGGACUUAACUAUAAGAUGUUUUUAUUUAUUUAGAGCAUUGAUAGAUUCAACAAACAAAUCAAAAGGUUUCAUUAAAAAAGUAAAGUAGAAUCAAAGAAGUCUUUUGUUAUUAGAAGUUCUUUAAAGACUUUUGUUGUAUUGUUGAAGUAAAAUCGAUUGGAUCAACCCGACCAUACUGGAGUACAGUAUCAUUGCAAUUUGUUGAUAUUGUUAGAUUCUCGUUCUUGUCUAGUUAUCUAUCUCAACAUAUUAUAGAUUAUAUGGUAGAUUGUGAUAGCUUUCUUAUUCUUUAACAACGAAAUUUUGUGAUUCACCACUGUUAUCUGAAGCACAAUUUACAGACAAUCAUCUCAUCUUCGACAAUAAUAGUCUUUUGGAUUCGGAUCGUUAUCAAGCUAGACAAUACACAUGCCCCCAUCAUGUCCUAAACAACAACAAGGUAAAUUUAUUAAUCAUUAGUGCAUGCACAUGCAUCCAUUUUCAUUAUUUGCCACACGGUUCUAUUAUGGGCUGCUGAUCGACAUAUUCCUCGAGAGAUAGGUCCAAAGCAAAGCAAUUAUCCGAAUACUUUUCCCACUAAGCAAAAGAACGUUGUUCAUGUAAAGGGGGAAAACAUUGCCCACCCACAAUGGUGAAUUUGGUGAUCAAUUUGCAGAUAAAAAUGGCGGAAGGAGCUUAACCAUUAUAUUCGAUCUCUCAAUUGCAUAAUAUUUCCAUGCACUUUUUCUUCCAAUCAACCUUGUUUCUUUCAAAAGAUAUGGCAAUGGGAUUUUGUUCAUGCUAAUCUCGAUCUCAAUUUACAAGUAAAUCAUACUACUUGUUAAUUACACCAUAAAUUAACCGAAAUUUGGAACAUAAUUUUACUACCAGAACCACCACACACCCCAAGCGGGCGCCGAACAUUGAACAGGAGAGGCACAAAACGACAACUUCCACAGCUGCCAAACGGCAGCCACCGCUCCAUUGUUCAUUUUUUCCCCGUAACAGAGCUGGAGAAACUCCUGGCCAAGACCGUUCCUCUCUUUUAUCUCCAUAAUCCAACGGCCACGAUGAGCCCGUUGAAUGACCUGGAUUUUGGGCCAUGCAAAAAGGCCCAACGUGCCUUCCCCACGAGAAUACCAAUCCGCCACGUGGCCCAAUAACCUCCCAGAUUACGCAGCCAACAAGAAAGAAAACCUAAAUUUCCUAUUUUCCCUCUCUAUAAAUAGGUCUCUUCCCCAUCUUCCCUCUCCCACCGCAAAACCCUCCUUCGCCUCUCUAUCUCUCUGUUCCAUUGUUGCCUCUCGAUUCCGAAUAGUUAUCUCGUUCAUCCCGUUCCGCCGCUUGUGUUUUCCUCCCUGCAAUCCGAUCGAAGAAAUCUUCUCCGGCCUCUCGAUCCAAUCUCCCGUUGAUUAUGUAAGUAUAUUCGAUUCAAUUCCGUCUGUUUUCUUUUCAUUCUUUUAUCAUUUCGAUUUCCGCUCGCCGGCGUUUCCUUUGGAUGAGAUUUUGAUCGGAGAUUUGUGGUUUUUUUCCCCCCGCCGGAACAGAGAAAGCGUGAAUGUUGUAAUGGAGACGAAAGGAGGGAAAAAGAAGUCCAGCAGUAGUAGUAGUAAUUCCUCCAUCCAGUACGAAGCUCCCCUCGGCUACAUCAUUGAAGACGUUCGCCCAAACGGUGGCAUCGAGAAGUUCCGAUCUGCUGCUUACUCCAACGUACGUUUUUCUAUCUCUUCCGAUUUCGGAAAAUUCCAAUUCUGUUCUGGUUCUGAUUUCUGUUUGGAUGAUUUUGUUCUUUGUGUUGUAUCUCUGCAGUGCGUGAGGAAGCCAUCCUGAUAUUCUCCAAUCGUUAAUGUCGUUCGCCGUAGAGUAGGAUUUCCAAUUUCAGUUUCAAUCUGUCUGUCUUUCAAUUACUUCUCCUCCCUCAAUCCCUCAAGAACAAGCUCCCGAAGAACAAGAAAGGAAAGCGAACUCUGCAUCUCCCUCUCCCUCUCUUCUAGAUCUCGGAAUUUCAAAAUCAAGCAAUGGCGGUCAACACCUCGCCAAUCGGAUUCGAAGGAUUCGAGAAGCGUCUCGAGAUCUCCUUCUCGGAGGCGCCGAUUUUCAAGGACCCCAACGGACUCGGCCUUCGCGCCCUGACUCGCCCACAGAUCGACUCGUUCCUCGACGCGGCCAAGUGCACCAUCGUCUCGAGCCUCUCCAACGACGAGUUCGACUCGUACGUCCUCUCCGAGUCGAGCCUCUUCAUCUACCCGCUCAGACUCGUCAUCAAGACCUGCGGGACCACGAAGCUCCUCGCCGCCGUCGAGCCGAUUCUAGAUCUGGCCGGCUCGCUCUCCCUCGCCGUCGCGGACGUGCUCUACUCCCGCGGCAGCUUCAUCUUCCCCAGCGUCCAGCCGGCGCCGCACCGCAGCUUCUCCGAGGAAGUCGCCGCGCUGAACCAAUUCUUCGGCGAUCUGGACCACAACGCGUACGUGCUCGGAGAUCCGGAGCACAGCUGGCACGUUUACUCUGCCACCGUCGCCGGUAAGAAGAACAAUCCCUCUCCGUCGCUAGAAAACGACGUGAUUACUCUGGAGAUGUGUAUGACUGGUUUGGACAAGAAGAAGGCGGCGGUGUUCUUCAAAGGCUCCCCGGCUGCGACCGCCCCGGAGAUGACGAAACAGUCGGGGAUCUGUGACAUCAUCCCCGGCCACACGAUCUGCGACUUCGAUUUCGACCCCUGCGGCUACUCGAUGAACGGGAUCGAGGGGGCGGCUCACUCCACCGUCCACGUCACCCCGGAGGACGGGUUCAGCUACGCGAGCUACGAGGCGAUGGGGUUCGACGCCGGCGCGAUUCCGCUCGACGCGCUGGUGGGGCGCGUGCUGAGGUGCUUCGAGCCGCGUAACUUCUCCGUGGCGGUCACGUGCCGGAGCGCGAGGGCGCAGCUCUGGGCGAUGGAGCUCGUCGACGUGGGAGGGUACUCCCGCGGCAAGGUCGCGGUCGAGGAGCUCGCCGGCGGCGGGAUCGUCGUUUACAAGACCUACACAGCCGACGCCACGAAGAAGGCCAUCGUCGUUGCUCCGGCGGUCGUCGAGAUCAAGAAGGCCGUGACGAAGAAGGAAGUGAAGGUUGUGGUGGUGAAGAAGGCUGAUCAGCAUGCCGUCGAUUGUGGUGCUGGCUGCGGCGGUGAUGACAUGCUGGAAAAAUGGGGUGAGCAGUUCUUUGGGUUGGUGGACGGCGGCGGCGGGUUGAUUUGGUGAUCCGGGAGCUUGUUCUUGUUCUGUGUCGUCGUGUUUUGCUUCUAUUGAGACGUCGUAUUAUUAUUACUACUGUUAUUGUUACUGUACUGUGAGUGUUCGUUUGGGCGGCCAUGGGUGUCUAUUGUUUAAGCUUGGCGGAGUCGGCCUUAGUUGUGGGCUAUAUGGAAUAAAUUGUCAAGUGGCCAUGGCUGCCUAGUGGUUUCUUUUUCUAUUGUCGAUAUACUGCAAGUGGGGUUUGAUAUCCAGUAUGGAACUCCGAUUUAUUAAUGAAGAUUGGUGUGCAAUGUUAUUUGCUUGUUUAUGAUUACUGGUUUGAGAUUAUUGGACUAAUUACAUGAACUGGACGUGAUGAUUUGGUGGCUGGGCCUUUAGGAUGAUGACCAAGAGAGGGUUGGGAGUAGGAUCAUGUCUCAUUGGGCCUACCCUCAAGCAACCAUGGGCCUUGUAAAUGCCCAUGAACUUGAAAUUGUGUCCCAUAUUUCCCUGGGGUGUACAACGUUUAGGUCCAUACUUGUCAAAUUGGAUCAAACCGAAUCAAAUAAACAACCGAAUCAUAUAUAAUGCCCUGCUUAGGUUAUUGCCUAUUGGUUUCAUUGAUGUUUUUUUUUUUUAAAUCAAAGAAAUAAUGGACAAAAUGAAUAUUUGGAAUGAUCAAACUGGCUCUAAGUGUACUGAUGGUUUGAUCCUCCAUUUUGAGUUUCUUUUAUAAUUGGACUGCGAUUAUCAUGGUUUGGAUUACAUUGGGACGAACUAAUUCGUAUCAAGUUGAUGAGACUAACACAGUUGAGGUUAUAUGGCAUGGACAGAGUUGCGAACGUGCAACAUGAUUCGAGGUGGAAUCGUAAUAUUCUUUUGCCUGUGUUAAGAAGAAAAUGUAAAUUUUGAAUGCAAAUUUUGAGAAUCGUAUUUGUUUAGAUUGUAAUCGGAUAAUCUCUUCUAUAUGAAAUUUGACCCAUCAAAACAACCACUCCAAAUCCGUCUUAGUUCGUACGAGGACAAUUAGACAUUCUAAUUAAUAUCUACCAAUCUCUCACGUGGAUUAGUCAUGAUAAUCUAUGUUCAUUAAUUUUUACCCGUCUUUUAUUGAAUUGAUUAAGUUGAUAGGAAGUUUUUUUUUUUAAUCACCAGAAAAAAGCUGAUGUCCCAUCACAAACCCGAUAUAUGUCUGAAAUUUGAGUCCCGGCCAAAAAAACAGACGGUAUGUUU